Molecule: messenger RNA, 1812 nt
Organism: Cyprinodon variegatus (sheepshead minnow)
Lineage: Eukaryota; Metazoa; Chordata; Actinopteri; Cyprinodontiformes; Cyprinodontidae
Gene: spon2b
Product: spondin 2
Exons: 6
Coding region: 186-1202 (338 amino acids)
Biological process (GO): cell adhesion
Cellular component (GO): extracellular matrix
Source: RefSeq, a predicted model, not a curated record
GAGAUAAAUAGGCGAAAGAGGACUUUGGAACCUCGCAGUCACUCAUCCCGACAGCCACAUCCACUGCUCGCCUGCCCCCCCUCCUUCACCUCCAGCUCCUUUCUCCACUUAUCUGCUGCAAGCUUUCAAUCUGCUGGACCACUGCAAAGAACCAACCGUUUGUCUCUGUCUAACCUGAACCAACCAUGGAAACCAACAGCAAGACUCUCUCCUUCUCUGAUGCCCUCUUUCACCUGCUUGUCAUGAUGCUAAAUCUUAUCCCAGGCGUUCUUUCAAUGCCAGUCCCAACAGACAUCCCUAUGUGCACAGCCUCAGAACCAGCCCAAUACAGCCUGACGUUCACUGGAAAAUGGACCCCAGCAGCUUUCCCUAAGCAGUACCCUAUUUACCGCCCACCUGCACAGUGGUCCAACCUUAUUGGGGUGACCCACAGCUCUGACUACCACAUGUGGCAGAGUAAUGAGUUUGCCAGCAACGGGAUGAGGGAUUUUGCAGAGAAAGGCGAAGCCUGGACGAUCAUGAAGGAAGUCGAGACGGCAGGAGAACAGAUCCAGAGCGUUUAUGGGAUCCUCUCUGCUCCUGCUGUUGUGGGAGGAACAGGACAGAUGAGCACACAGUUUGAGGUGUUUGCCAGGCACUCCUAUCUAUCAUUUGUCGUGCGCAUUGUCCCCAGUCCAGACUGGUUUGUGGGUGCAGACAGCAUUGACCUGUGUGAUGGUGACCACUGGAAAGACAAAGUCACCUUGGAGCUUUUCCCAUACGAUGCAGGAACUGACAGCGGGUUCACCUUCUCUUCUCCCAACUUCGAGACUAUCCCACAGGACAGAAUCAUGCAGAUCACCUCAUCCUUCCCGAGCCAUCCUGCCAAUUCCUUCUUCUAUCCCCGCUUGAAGCAUUUACCGCCCAUUGCCAAGGUCACACUGACAAAAAUAAAGAAAACAAAUCAAAUCAUCAGUCUGCCUCUGGAGCCCACCCAGUCCAACCUGCUGCCAACAGGAAAUGAGAUUGAAGAAAAGAUGAUAAACACCCCUCUGGACUGUGAGGUGUCACCAUGGUCCCCAUGGGGCUUGUGCAAAGGCAAGUGUGGAGACUCAGGUGUCCAGCACCGCACCAGAUACGUCAUCAUGCACCCAGCCAACAACGGCGCAGCCUGCCCCCUGCUGGAGGAGGAGAGGAAGUGCUCCCCGGACAACUGUUUAUGACUAGGCCAGGGCCGGAGAGAGAGGAAGGAGAGGAAGGAGAGGAGGAAGAAAAAAGACAGGAAAGGAAGGAAUGGCCGCAGACGUUCAAAGAACCACAAAAGGUCUACAGUUUAUUCACACGAGGCGUAAACAGACAUUAUUUGUCUCUGAUGUUGAUUAAACCAAGAAAGAAUUCCCACCCUGAGUCAUUCUAAUAGACAUAUCAGUACUAAACAGGUGUAGUGUAGCAAUAGUCUUAUAGACACCAACUUAGUUUUGAUAAAUUAUCGAAAUGACUUAAGAUGGGAUGACAGAGAGGAAAAUUUGAAAACACAUGGGUAUUAAAUGUGGUGUUAAAAAUUGAAAUCCUACCAAAUUACAUUUGACCAAAACUAAAUCUUCAUAAGAGCAGAACUGACAUGUGCAGCUUAUUUACAAACAUACUGGGUUUGAGUGGCUUUCCUUCAGAAAAGGAAUAUUUAUUGACAGGAUUUUAACCUGUUUUGUACAGUUUCCCAAGUCUAAAAGUAUUAAAUUGUAUUCAUUUUUAACAUUGAGAUAUAUGUCUAACGGUUUUUGUGUAAAUCGAUAAAAAAAAAUGUAAGAAUGUCACAAAAAAAUCUGUUUUUUU